AAAGCAGUGACAUCGACGACAUAACAGAUACUGACGACACGAUUGUUAGCGACAAACAACCUGAGGAAGCUGAUCCCAAUGCUCAAACUGGAACCAACAAUAACAACACUCAACAAGGACUUCGGGACGACAAGGUGAAAGAGUACUUGAGAAAAUGGUUUGCUGCAUAUGUCUCGAAGGAUCCACAACCGAAGAAAAUAUGCUUGUGUAUUGUGACGGGGAUGAUUGCGAAGUCGUCUGUCAUCAAGUGUUACGGAAUCGUGCAUUUACCGGCUCCCGAUGAACCAUGGUAUUGUGAUAGGUGCUUGGCAAAACCUUCAGAAACGGUGAUAUGUGCACUAUGCCCGAGGAAGACGGGCGCAUUCCGCAGGAUGAAAGAAGGAGAUGCGGCUGGAACAUGG
Acaulospora morrowiae is the source of this 401-nucleotide messenger RNA. The record is from the annotation of a GenBank genome assembly. Lineage: Eukaryota; Fungi; Glomeromycota; Glomeromycetes; Diversisporales; Acaulosporaceae.